Aspergillus tanneri is the source of this 1083-nucleotide messenger RNA. RefSeq lists its product as uncharacterized. NCBI's taxonomy places the organism in Eukaryota, Fungi, Ascomycota, Eurotiomycetes, Eurotiales, Aspergillaceae. Gene Ontology annotation, biological process: L-valine catabolic process. Gene Ontology annotation, cellular component: mitochondrion. Bases 1 to 1083 code for a protein of 360 amino acids. The transcript has 3 exons. The record is from RefSeq and is a predicted model, not a curated record. Gene Ontology annotation, molecular function: 3-hydroxyisobutyrate dehydrogenase activity; NADP binding; NAD binding.
AUGAGAGUGUCGCGUGCUGUAGCUCUCCCACUACGGAGGGCAGGCGCCCCAAAACCAUGCCUCUCACGUUCUCUGCCUUCGGCUACAAGGGCCUUCUCUGUCUCUACGCGACGAGAUGCUACCUGGGGGUUUAUUGGACUGGGACAAAUGGGUUAUGCUAUGGCAAAGAAUCUACGCGCCAAGAUCCCUGCUUCCGACACUCUAAUAAUACGAGACGUGAACGAAGAUGCCACCAAACGGUUUGUCCAGGAGACCCAGAAGGCUGCCAGGAGCAGCGGCGCUGGUGAUGACACCUCGAAGGUGCUGGUAGCCCAAAACGCGAGGGAGGUCGCGGAGCAGUCGACAGUGAUGAUAACCAGUCUACCGGAGCCCGAACACGUUAAGAAUGUUUUCUACGGCGUUCUUCGGAGUGGUGAGCUCCCUGCCUUGGAGCAAGAGCGGCUUUUCAUCGACACAUCCACGAUAGACCCUGCUUCCUCUAAGGAAAUAGCAAAUGCAAUCCACACGACGAACCAAGGUCGAUUUGUCGAUGCCCCUAUGUCAGGCGGAGUGGUGGGAGCCCGUGCGGGUACACUGUCUUUUAUGUUCGGUGCAUCGUCUCAGUCUGGCCAACUAGUGGAACGUGUGAACUCUGUCUUGCUUCUCAUGGGGAAAAAAGCAAUGCACAUGGGACCCUCAGGAACCGGCGUUUCCGCGAAGCUCGCCAAUAACUACAUCCUCGCGAUCAAUAACAUCGCAACAGCCGAGGCCAUGAACCUCGGUAUGCGGUGGGGUCUCGAUCCCAAAGCCCUAGCUGAGUUGGUCAACACCUCAACGGGUCGCUGCUGGCCCAUGGAGAUUAACAACCCAGUUCCGGGCGUGGUCGAGACCGCACCGGCCUCACGUGGCUACGAGGGUGGAUUUGGCGUUGGUCUAAUGAACAAAGACCUCCGGCUGGCUCUUGCCGCUGCAAAGGAGUCUGGCUCUCCACUCGCGUUGGGAGACAUGGCUCGCAACGUGUAUAACGCCGUCGAGGAGGAGCAUCGAGGUAAGGAUUUCUCCGUGGUAUAUAAGUGGCUGCAGGACAGGUCAUCACAGCAAUGA